Molecule: messenger RNA, 1789 nt
Organism: Odocoileus virginianus texanus
Lineage: Eukaryota; Metazoa; Chordata; Mammalia; Artiodactyla; Cervidae
Source: RefSeq, a predicted model, not a curated record
AGAGUAGAUAUUAUAUAAUGUUAACCUGUACCCUUUUCUGCUUCAUCAUACUUGCCUUAUUUUUAAUUUGGGAGCAUUUUAUGACCAGAAUGAGGCUUCUGUUUUCUUCCUUUGUUUCUUGGUGGGUGGAAACACGACAUGUUCAAUGUUUACAGGGAAAAAGGGGCACAAACAAGGUAAAAAAGAGCUACUUCUCAGAUUUUGGCCUGAGCUUUCUCUCCUUAUCCCCUCAAAUCUUUGUUCUGUUAUUUUCCUUUUAUUUCUAGGUUAAAAGCACUUACGGAAAAAGGAAAAUUUGAUAGUAAGAUAAUAGAAUAUUGUAAUAUGGCAAUGAAUUCCUCAGUGGAAAACAGCAUAUGUAUAAACAAAGUAUGGGUUCAAUGUGAGAAUGAAAGUUGUUUGAAAUGGAGACUGUUAUCAAAUGAAGAUAAAGCCAAAGUCAAUCACAAUGAACCAUGGUACUGCUUCAUGAACACUGACUCAAAGUACAAUAACUGCUCUGUUUCUGAAGAAGAUUUUCCUGAAGAGUCUCAGCUUCAUCAAAAUGGAUAUAGGAUCGUCUAUUCACAGCUCCCUCUUGGAAGCCUGGUUUUGGUAAAAUUAAAGAAUUGGCCAAGUUGGCCAGGGAUACUUUGCCCUGACCCUUUUAAAGGGAAGUAUGUGACCUAUGAUCUGGAUGGAGAUGUUGAACAAUAUCACGUAGAAUUCCUGGGUGAUCCCCGUUCGAGAUCAUGGAUAGAUGCAGCAUUUGUUGGACAUUAUAGUAUCACAUUAAAGCCAGAAAAAUGUAAGAAAAAUAAGUGGUAUAACAGUGCCCUACGAGAAGCAUAUCUCCUCUAUGGAUUUUCUCAUGAGCGAAGACUGGAAAGAUGCUACCUAUCAAAACAGGACAAAUCCAAAGCAGCUGGCAGACUUACUGUGGUGGCCAAGAAAAGGGUGCAAAUUUCCAAAAAUAAAACUGAAAAGAAAAAUCCCAAAUUUGGAAAAAGGAAAAGGAAAGCUGUUUUAAAAUCCUCUUUUGAAAAUGUUUGUUCAGAUGAUGCCUUAUCAAAAGAAAACAUGGUUGUCUCUGAGACAGAAUUUUUACUGAAAGAGCUGGAGCAAAUGCUAGAGCAAGCUCUGGAGCACACAACCACCCACAAGAAGUCUGAAGAGGAGCACGGAGAGGAAGCGAAUAUAGGAGAAAAGUUACCUAAAUGUGGCCCUGAAGUUCCUGUAGGCAGCUCUCUUGAAAACCACUGUGAAGAGGACUGUCUUAUAAUUGAUGGGCGAAGGUUAAAAGCUGGAGAAUGUAUUGAAAAUAUAACUAAGAAGUUUAAAGAAAUAGAUGCUUUGAUGUCUGAAUUUUAAGGCAGUAUAGAUAUUUUCAAAAGUUAAUUAUAAAAACAUUUGCAUCUUUACAUUUUCCCAAAGUUAAAACUUAAAAAUGUUUUGUGAAACAUUUUACCAAAGUUGUUAUUUAUAACUUUGUACUUCGUAUUUUUGAGAAUAUCCAUUGUUUUGAGAGAUAAUCAGAUGGUAUUUAAGUUAAUGUUGUAAUUUUAGAAUCUAAGAACCCUGGUAUUUAUAUUUGUAGAUUUUUUCUUAUUUGCCUUAAUUUUAAAAUAGUUUAUGAAACUUACUUCACAAAUACAUGCUUUAUAAUGAUUUAAUUUAGACCCUUUGUUCAAGUGUGGCUAACUGUUAAAAUGACUGCCAAUGCUAUUAUAAUUCUUACAAAUAAUUCAGAUCUAAUAUUCUUAAGAGAAUGUAUAUUUGUAGUAGAAAUAAGCUACUGCAAAAUAAAAGG